This is a messenger RNA of Penicillium brasilianum, 2456 nucleotides long. The record is from the annotation of a GenBank genome assembly. Lineage: Eukaryota; Fungi; Ascomycota; Eurotiomycetes; Eurotiales; Aspergillaceae.
CUCCAGAGAACACACAGUGUGGGAAUAAUAAUCAGAAAGCUAUUCGUGACUUGUUGGAGAUAUCAAUGACAAUGUCUCGGAUGCGUUCGUGGCCGGCUAUUCAUCGGCAUCUCCACGUUUGGGGGCUUUGCUAUCACGACGCCUCACGACCACCUUCUCAAGGUCGAGUAAACUUCCGCGCGGCGCACUAACGAGUGUUAGUGUGCAGAAGCUAAGAUACUUUAAGUCGGUGGGACCUUCACAUUGGCUCUUCUCAUUCGUUCGGCUUGGCAGCUGGGCGCCAGUUAGUAGUCGCCCACUGUUUGAUGAGGCUUUCCUCGGGCGGUACACUUCGAAUCUGAGGGUCAUUAGCUCGGUGGAUGCCAGUACGCGUCCCAUUCGAGUGCUCAGGGGCAGAUGGCAAAUCAGGGUGGCCGAAACGAGGAUGGUAGGGUAUUAAUGGCCACAGGAGGUGAAGCCACCAUGGAUACUUCUUCGUCGGAGGGCAUUUAGACAUUCACAUUCACUCAUUCACACGCUCUCUUCGCAUCCUCAAGUCUUUCUUUAUUUCAUUUUUGCGCUUGACCGACCCGAAGGAGGCCGUCCUCCCGUUUCACUCGCUAUAACUACAUUUCGCGGCAGCUAUUGUAUCCGCUAGAAUCUUUCUCACCAUGAAGUUGUCUCUGCUGUCGCUGGCGACGCUGGUCACGGCCGCCGUGGCGGAUUUGGACCCUAUUGUGAUAAAGGGUUCCAAGUUCUUCUAUUCCAGCAACAACACCCAAUUCUACCUCCGUGGUGUCGCCUAUCAACAGGAUACCAGCGAUAGCAGCAGCUACAAGGAUCCCCUGGCCGAUGCCACCGCCUGCAAGCGUGAUAUUCCCAUUCUCAAGGAGCUGCGCACCAACGUCAUUCGGACCUACUCUAUCAACGCCAGUGCCGACCACUCCGAAUGUAUGAAGCUGCUGUCCGAGGCAGGCAUCUACCUGAUCUCCGAUCUGUCGGACCCUACGCAGUCUAUUGACCGUAGCGACCCUAACUGGCUCACCGGCGUGUACUCUCGCUACACCAGCGUUAUCGACGAGCUCUCGCAAUACAACAACACGAUCGGCUUCUUCGCCGGUAAUGAGGUCGCUAACACCGUUGCUACUACCGACUCGGCCGCCUUUGUUAAGGCUGCCGUUCGCGACAUGAAGAAGUACAUCAAGGAGAAGGGAUACCGGUCUAUGGGUGUUGGAUACGCCACUGCCGAUGUCUCCGCCAUCCGCGUGGAUCUGGCUAACUACUUUGACUGCUCGAGUGACGAUGAGUCCGUGGACUUCUGGGGCUACAAUAUCUACUCCUGGUGCGGUAACUCGACCUAUUCCGAGUCUGGAUACAAGGACCGUACCGAGCAGUUCCGUAACUACACCGUCCCCGUCUUCUUCGCCGAAUACGGCUGUAACGAAGUCACUCCUCGCACCUUUACCGAGGUCAAGGCUCUAUACGGUGAUACUAUGGCGGAGGUUUGGUCUGGUGGUAUUGUCUAUAUGUAUUUCCAGGAGACUAACAACUACGGUCUGGUUUCCGUCGUCGACACCACCAGCGUGAGCACCAUGGCCGACUUCAAGUACUACUCUAGCGAGAUCGCCAGCGUCGACCCCACCGGUACCAACAAGGCCUCCUACACCCCGACCAACACCGCUCUGCAAAGCUGCCCGACGGUAGGAAGUGGCUGGCAAGCCAAGUCCUCGCCCUUGCCCCCGACUCCGGACGCCAACCUCUGCGACUGCAUCUACGAACAGUCCGCCUGUGUCGCUUCCAGCAGCCUCUCCAACACUAAGCUGGCUAAAUUGCUGAGCACCGUUUGCGGCUACACUGACUGCAGCGGUGUCAGCGCCAACGGGACCACCGGCGAGUACGGUGCGUACAGCAUGUGCGAGAUCAAGUACAAGCUCGCCUUCGCCCUGAACAAGUACUACGAUGAGCAGGACAAGGACUCCAGUGCCUGUGACUUCUCCAGCUCUGCCUCGACCAAGGCCACGACUGCCGCGACCGGUACUUGCUCCGCUCAGAUCAAGGAAGCCGGCACUGCUGGAACUGGUACCGUGACCACCGAGGCCACCGCGACCGCCGACUCGUCUUCGAGCUCGUCUACUUCCUCCAGCGCCGGUGCUCCUGUCAACCUCCAUUCCAGCGUCACCGUUGGUUACUUCCAGAUCGGCGCCUACGUGGCCACUGCCUUCCUGACCGGUCUGGGUAUGAUCCUUCUGUAAAUACCGGAUUGGAAAGCAUUGCGAGAAUGGCGUGAACUUUUUAUACACUUCGCGUCAUGUUUUAUUUGCUAUAAUGUUUCCGCAUGAGAGUGGGAUCCGGAUCGUAUAGACUGUCACUCCGGGUUAUCGAAUACUGACGAUGCAGCUCCUUUCUCCUCUCAUAGCAAAUGAAACUUGUCUUCUCUUCUACAUGGGAUCUUCUAUUUAAGGCAUAUGGAUACCAAG